Messenger RNA from Colletotrichum phormii, 610 nucleotides. RefSeq names its product ankyrin repeat-containing domain protein. Bases 48 to 422 code for a protein of 124 amino acids. NCBI's taxonomy places the organism in Eukaryota, Fungi, Ascomycota, Sordariomycetes, Glomerellales, Glomerellaceae. The transcript has 2 exons. The record is from RefSeq and is a predicted model, not a curated record. Gene Ontology annotation, molecular function: protein binding.
GCUUGAACACUGUCGAAUUCAUCGAGCCGUGGACAUUAGACGCCAGCAUGACACUCAUGACACCAAACAGCAGACACGAAGACAUGUCAGACCUUUCAACAGAAGAUAUCCUUACAUUAGGGUUUGCGAGACCAACUCAAGGGAGCCCUUUGCACAUUGCGGCAACACACGGCCACAUCAACGUGGCUAAAACGCUGAUCCUCCACGGUUCGGAUGUCAACGCCGCGGAUAAAGCUGGGCUGGCCCCAAUUCACUACGCGACACAAAACAAUCAAGGUCCCAUGGUGACCAUGCUUGCGGAGCACGGAGCUGACGUCGACUUUUUGGACCCGGACGGUUGCACGCCUCUCUACAGAGCGGCGGAAAGUGGGAAUAAAGCCAUGGUCGAGCGUUUACUUCGUCACGGCGCGAAGUUGAACUAGGAAAGUAACAUUAACAGAAACGGAAACCAAAGACUCCGGUAUGGAGUUAGAGUAGCAUGGGAAACGGAGGAGUAUCGUCAAAUUGGGCGGCUAUCUAAGUUUACUGGUGUAGAAUAGGCCUGUUAUCAAACACGUUCACAAAUCAAGGUCAUUCUAUACGUGUAACUCAACCCACUUCUCGUGUGGUU